AUUGAAAUGAAAGUAGGCUGACAAAAUGGCAAAUGUUUGUAAUGUCGAAUACGAAGAUGAUAUUUUUGAAGAUGAAAAUUUGAACAGUUUUAUAUCCUUUCCGGCAGAAGUGCAAUAUGCGAUUGAACAGGUGCUUCCAAGUACAGAUCCCUUGGAUAGACCAGAUUUCAAUGCUGUAGAUUACAUUAAUACUUUGUUUCCCAAUGAGCAGUCAUUAUCUAAUAUAGAUGAUGUGAUUGGUCGUAUGAAGUUAAAGAUAAGGCAAUUGGAUGAUGAAAUAAGAACUGUUAUCCGAGGGCAAACAAAUGUCGGCUGCGAUGGAAAAGAAGCUUUGGAAGAUGCACAAAAGUCUAUACAGCAGUUAUUUGCUAGAAUUAAAGACAUUAAAGAUAAAGCUGAAAAAUCAGAACAAAUGGUGAAAGAAAUUACAAGAGAUAUUAAACAGUUAGAUCAUGCUAAACGCCAUUUAACUGCAUCCAUAACAACUUUGAAUCAUCUUCAUAUUCUAGUGGAAGGUGUAGAUACAUUACAAAAUUUGUUACAUAAGAGACAAUAUGGAGAAAUAGCAAAUUUAUUACAAGGAGUAAUGAAUGUGUUAGACCAUUUUCAGAAAUAUCUCUCAAUUUCUCAAAUAGGAAAUUUAGCUGAUAAAGUACAAAAAAUUCGGUCUGAGUUAGCUCAACAGAUCACUGCAGAUUUUCACAAUGCGUUUACUGGACCUACAUCAAAGACAUUUCUUCCAAACCAACAAUUAGCGGAAGCUUGUUUGGUUGUAUCUAUAUUGGAUCCAAAAGUCAAAAGUGAUUUAUUGAAAUGGUUUGUAGAUUUGCAGUUAAUUGAAUAUACACACAUUUUCCAAGAAAAUCAAGAUGCUGCAUGGUUAGAUAAAAUUGAUCGCCGCUACAGUUGGCUUAAGAAACAUCUUAUAGAAUUUGAAGAGAAGUUUGGCUGUAUGUUUCCUCCAGAUUGGGAGUUAAGUGAAAGAAUUGCUGUGGAAUUCUGUAAUAUUACCAGAAAAGACUUGUCAAAAAUAAUGGCAUCAAGAACUCAAGAGAUUGAUGUACGUCUCCUGUUGUUUGCUAUACAAAGAACAACCAAUUUUGAAGUAUUAUUAGGAAAGAGAUUUAAUGGAGUCACAUUGGAGGGAAUGGAGAAAACAUCUUUAACAAAUAGAAAAAAAGAGAUUGUAGCUACUCCCAAUACAAAUCCCUUUGAAGAAGUUGAAAGUACUAACCCAUUUGCAGAAGACAUGGAAAAAGAAAUGACUGAGAAAAAAGAAUUAGUUGAGACAGAAUCCAAUGUUAUGAAGAUAAAAUUGAAUCCUUUUCAAGGAUACAUUUCUCGAUGUUUUGAACCACAUUUAAAUAUUUACGUGGAAUCUCAAGACAAAAAUUUGAGUCAGUUAAUGGACAGAUUUGUAGAGGAUAUGCAGAAUAUAAAUGCCACGAGACCAGAAGUUCAUGGUGCUUCAGUACUUCCAUCAUGUGCUGAUCUGUUUGUGUUUUAUAAAAAAUGUUUAGUUCAGUGCACCCAGUUAAGCACUGGAGAUCCGAUGCUAUCUUUGAUGGCAACCUUCCAGAAGUAUUUACGAGAAUAUGCAGUGAGAAUUUUACAAAAUAACUUGCCAAAGAUUGGUCCUGCUUCUUCAUUAACAUCAUCAGCUGGAAUAAUUCAAAAUUUUCAAAGUUUAUUGAAAGAAGGAGAAGUUACAAGAUUUACAUCAUCAGAGCAGUGUAGGAUUUGCAGUAUAUUGAUUACUGCAGAGUAUUGUUUAGAAACAAUACAACAGCUAGAAGACAAGUUGAAAGAGAAAGUAGAUCCUACUCUGAGUAAUCAAAUUAAUCUGAGUUCUGAACAGGAUAUAUUUCAUGGAGUCAUAGCUAAUUGUAUUCAGUUGUUAGUUCAAGAUUUAGAGGCAGCAUGUGAACCUGCUCUAACAGCUAUGAGUAAAAUUCAGUGGGCCUCGGUAGAAACUGUUGGUGAUCAAAGUAGUUAUGUUACAGCUAUAACAUCUCAUCUGAGGCAAACGUUACCGUUAUUAAGGGAUCACUUAUCAUCCUCUCGAAAAUACUUCACCCAGUUUUGUGUAAAAUUUGUUAAUUCAUUUAUUCCAAAAUUUAUAAAUCAUUUAUUUAAAUGCAAACCAAUAAGUCCAAUAGGAGCAGAACAGCUCUUAUUAGAUACUCAUAUGUUGAAAACAGUGUUGUUGGAUCUUCCUUCUCUUGGUUCUCAGAUUGUGAGGAAAGCUCCUGCCAGCUAUACUAAAAUUGUUGUUAAAGGUAUGACUAAGGCUGAGAUGAUAUUAAAGGUUGUAAUGGCUCCAUAUGAAAUAGCUCAGGGUUUUGUGGAUAAUUACAUCAAAUUGCUUCCUGAAUCAGAUUGUGCAGAAUUUCAGAAAGUGUUGGAUAUGAAAGGAUUAAAACGCAGUGAACAAAACACAAUGACAGAAAUAUUUCGUACAAGACUGCCGAUUGGCAUCGCUACGGGAUUGACGGCAGAUGCCACCGUAGGUAAUUCCAUUUCCGCUACAAAUUCCAGUCCAGAACACGAAUCCAGUAGAAUCAAAAGAUUAGAAAAAUUAAUUAAGAAGAGGCUGUAAAAAAUAUUUCUCAAAUUUAUUUAUAUUGUAAAUUAAUGAAUACACUGAAAGGCAAUGUAUGAUAUUUUGUAUUUAUAUAAUGAAUUGUGUGUAAAGAUAGCAUCCUUAUGAUAUGAUGUGCAAGGUAAGAGGAAAAGAAUAUAUAAAUAUUGAAAAUAAAUGAGCUGAAUUUAAUAUAUUUCUUAUUAUUGAAUCUUUUU
Centruroides sculpturatus (bark scorpion) is the source of this 2799-nucleotide messenger RNA. It is a transcript of the gene Vps53, whose product is annotated as vacuolar protein sorting-associated protein 53 homolog. The coding region runs from base 26 to 2599 and encodes 857 amino acids. The transcript has 22 exons. The record is from RefSeq and is a predicted model, not a curated record. Gene Ontology annotation, cellular component: GARP complex. NCBI's taxonomy places the organism in Eukaryota, Metazoa, Arthropoda, Arachnida, Scorpiones, Buthidae. Gene Ontology annotation, biological process: retrograde transport, endosome to Golgi.